Chara braunii is the source of this 1358-nucleotide messenger RNA. Lineage: Eukaryota; Viridiplantae; Streptophyta; Charophyceae; Charales; Characeae. The record is from the annotation of a GenBank genome assembly.
CGAAGGUACGGGAGGUGAAAUUCCGCGAAAUGAUGACAACAGUUUGUGGGACGAUGAAAACGUGAAGAUACGGCUGUCCAGCUCCCUUGAAUGAACACAGAAGGUACCAUCAUUCGUUGAAGAAAAAGCUGGAGCCCCGUAAGGAACGGCCGCGCAGAAGCAACCAGAAGCCAUGCACAAAUAUCGCCUUGUGGCGAAGAAGGGCGAGGGCACCUUCUCGGAGGUGCUGAAAGCCCAAUGCAUCAAGAAUAGCAAGUAUGUGGCAAUCAAGUGCAUGAAGAAUCACUUUGAUAGUCUUGAGCAGGUGAACAAUCUUCGAGAAAUUCAAGCCUUGCGGAGGCUCUCGCCUCAUGCAAAUGUGAUCAAGCUCCUGGAAGUUCUUUAUGAUCAACCCACUGGCAGGCUAGCACUUGUGUUUGAGUUGAUGGAUAUGAACAUAUAUGAGCUCAUUAGGGGAAGGAGGCAUUAUGUUGCUGAAGAGAAGACCAAAAACUAUAUGUACCAGCUCAUGAAAGCUAUGGACCAUGUGCAUAGAAACGGCAUCUUCCAUCGCGAUAUCAAGCCAGAGAAUAUUUUGAUUAUGGAAGAUAACCUCAAGUUGGCUGACUUUGGGAGCUGCAGGGGUAUUUAUUCCAAGCAGCCAUACACAGAGUACAUAUCAACGCGUUGGUAUCGAGCACCAGAAUGUUUGCUCACGGAUGGCUACUACAACUACAAGAUGGACAUGUGGGGUGUGGGCUGUGUUUUUUUCGAGAUUGUCAGCCUCUUUCCUCUUUUCCCUGGAACAAAUGAGCUGGACCAGAUACACAAGAUCCACAACAUACUGGGCACACCCCCACCUGAGGUUCUUGAGAAGAUGAAGAGGAGGUCACAGCAUAUGGAUUUCAGCUUUCCACCGAAAGAGGGUAGUGGAAUUGAAAAGCUCAUUCCUCAUGCACAGCCAGAAUGUGUUGAGCUAAUCAACAAGCUUUUGGCAUACAAUCCCGAUGAACGAUUGUCAGCGAGGCAGGCCCUAAGGCAUGCCUACUUCAAGGAGUUGCGUGAGAAUGAAAAACGGCAGCAAGCUGCAGCUAAUGCCGAAGCAUCUGUCAGCAUCAAUCCUUCACCCAGGUGCCGUCUCUUGGGAGCUCCUUCUCUCGGUCAGUCGAUCUGUCCGUCAGUCGGUUGUGGAUUUGUGGGUGCGUUCUCAUGUUACACAAUAAGUUCUCCAUCUGCAGGACGAACAGGAGGGGUGCCAAGGGGCACCCCUGACGCAGUGAUCUAGUUAAGGCGAAGGGUUCCUUCCGAUAGGUUCCCAUUCACCAUAACUGACCCUGUGGAUAGGGAGUAUAAUGCAGACACCCAAUUUCAUAGAUUCU